AUGCUUCCGCUAUUCGGUGUGACAUACCAACCAAGCAGAAUGGAAACAAGGCGAAUAGGGACAUACCUCAACAGUAGCAGAAGAGAGGAAAAGGAUUUGAACAUUGGAAAUCCAAGCAAAGAACUUGGCAUCGUCUUCAGGCUCACACGGAUAAUGCCGUGGGAAAGCAAGAUCGAUGCGGGCUUCGAGAAGGGAGUCGAGGAAAUUGGCGGUCCAAUAAUUAACCCACAGAGCAUUGUCAGAUUAGUGGAGGUAGGUAAGGUUUGGUGUGUUGAAUGCCAAACGACGGCGUCUGGGGUGAGGGACAGUAUAAUCAAGGAGAAUAGUGAUUCUCUUGAUGGUAUUGUGACAGAAAUCAUAAGGUCCCACCCACCGUGGAUGAUUAAUGUACUUAUGAUGUAUGUAUAA
Arabis nemorensis is the source of this 408-nucleotide messenger RNA. The record is from the annotation of a GenBank genome assembly. NCBI's taxonomy places the organism in Eukaryota, Viridiplantae, Streptophyta, Magnoliopsida, Brassicales, Brassicaceae.